Molecule: messenger RNA, 575 nt
Organism: Actinia tenebrosa (Australian red waratah sea anemone)
Lineage: Eukaryota; Metazoa; Cnidaria; Anthozoa; Actiniaria; Actiniidae
Source: RefSeq, a predicted model, not a curated record
UUUAUUUUCGUCAUCACGUGACCAUGCGGCAGAUGUCAGUUCCGAGCGUAAUUUCACUGAGGCCAUGAAUUAAUUAUAUGAUCCAUAAUUCCAGAAAUCACUUCAACAUGGAAGCAAACUUAUUUCUUCAUCUGAUAAGUUACAUUCUACUAAUCUUUGCAUUGGGAAAUGUCAAAGCUUCAAGUACGACAGAUUCGUUCAUCGAUAAACCUGAUGAAGAAGUGUACAGAGACGAAGGCAGUGAUGUCACAUUAGAGUGGCACUUUCACGUCGGAUCCUGUUCCAGUUCAUCUACAUUCAGGGAAUUUCUUUUUGGUGUUUGGGAUGAUUCUGGCUUUGUGAAAAACAAGAUCCUGGCUGUCCAAGAAAACAACGUGGUAUCUAAAGGAAGCGGAUUUGAAAGAAAGGUGGAUUGGAGCGGGAAUAUUUACGACUGUGUGAAUUGUACAGCAAUAGUCAAAAUGUACAACUUGACGGAUGCGGACUUCAAGAAGUAUGGCGUAAAGGUGCAACUAGGUUUCAAAAGGAGCCCUCUUACAAAUUGGCUGAGACUUGUAAAAUUUGGUAAGUUAUAA